AUGGUAGAAAAAUCUAAGAUCAUGAAAACCUUUGAUGACCUGAUUGAAUUCACAAGCAUUUAAAAGGAAUUCACAGCUAACACCCUCAAAUAUAAACCUGACUAGUCAAGAAGCCCUGAACAGUAAAUUAAGGAUGUCCUAAUAAACAAAAUUCUUGAUUUCACAAUCUAGAGCAUUGGCGUAUCCGAUUCGCUGGAAUAUAUUAAUUCAAGAUAUAGUGCUGGGGGUGGAGUGAAUGCAAGCCAAGACAGAAGCAUAAGCAGAAGCAAUAGUAGCAUAGUUUAGUAAAACUCAUCCGAAUCUCUAAAAGGUUCUCCGAAAACUGUAUCUGAUUUUACUACUACCAAGGAUAACAUCUACUUAUCCUCUACGAAGCUAAUAAAUAAAGUCUAUAAAUUCAACAACUAUGUAGUCUAGGUAAAAUACGCUGACUGGAUUAAAACAGAUCUAUCAUCUUAUUUACUGAAUCUCAGAAAAUAUAGAAAAAUUUUUGAUGACAACCUCUCAAAGUUUAAAUUUUUGUGCGAAUCAAAAGAUGCCAAUGAUGUUGAAAGACAUCAAGAUGAAUUGAUGAGAUUUAUUAAGCUUAAAGAUGAUAAAUAACGCUCAAUCACAUCUGAACUUAAUAUCUAGCUUAGAGGGGUAAAUUUAGCAAAACUAGCUGAUAACAUUAAUGCGAUCUUUCAUGUAUACUCAGAUUUGAUAAUUUGCUAAGAAACCGAUUCAUAGUUUAAGUCCAUUUUAUCUCCAUUUUAGUCCUCACUGGAAUAAUAUAUCCUAUAAUUAAACAUUACUGAUCAAAUAAUCUAGGAGACAUACAGAUACUUAAUAGUACAGGGAAAUUCAAUGCCUUAGUAAUAUGAAUUUGAGAUGGGACUUGCACCUUACAACAAUUUUGAUCAAUAAAGCAUUAGAAAUCUAUUUGUGAGCUACCCUUCUCAGAGUGUGGUUUCCUCAUAAAUGAGCGAGAUAGAUCUUAAUUUUAAAGCUGAAAAAAUAAUUUAAAGCGAGCAUAGUGAGAAAUAUAGUUGCGUUGUAAGCAGUAUAGAAGGAAAAGCUAGGUUUAUAAUAGCAACUAAUACAAAUAAGCUUCUUGUUUACAAUGAGAAAUUUACCUCCCAAAAAACUUUUGUUAUUGCAAGCUAAGCCAUAGCAGGGGUAUCAAAUAGAGAGAAGUUUUACUUGGCACUUGAAAAUUAAGAAUUAAUCUCAAUGAAUGCUUAUACAUUUGAGAUUAAAGAGUUAGGCAAAACUACGAAUUAAGUCGUGAAACUGGUUACAUUUAAAGACAAAUUUCUUCUAGCAGGCGAGAAGGAUGGGUUGAUAGAUAUCCUAGACAUUAAAAGAGGCAAAGUUAUGAUGCAAAUUUCUUUAGCCUGUAAGCUUUAAAUAAAUGAUCUGUUCGUGUCUCAAAAUCUAUAAGAUCUUAUCAUAGCAUAACAAGGAAUAACUAUUUAUGAGCUCAAAGUUAAUUCUCAGCAAAAAUUGAUGCUUACUGAGAACCAGAGAGAGAGGUAUUUAGAAGCCUAUGUUGUCCUUUGCAUGGCUGAGGUAUCCAGUGAUUAAAUGUUUGCUUUUGCCAAGGACUAAAAGGUCUUUUAUCAGAUAGAUAGAAGUACAUAAAACAUAUUUAGAGAAAUUAAAUACUAAGAUCAGCCUAUGAAGUACCUAAAUAGUUUACUGUUAAGUGAUCCCACUGAUAAUUUAAAGCCACUUAUUCUCAUUGUCGAUACAUAAACAGUAACUUUAUACAAUGGAAUAUCCAAGAAAGCAGAGAUACUUAUGGAUCUACAAUUCUCAGGUAUUAAAAGUAAUGAUUUUAUCACAAGCAGAGUCACUCAAGUUGAUAAUGAGCUGAAUUCACUGAUAUAUCUUGUGGAAUCUCAGAAAGAUAGAGAUUAGCUGCUUUGUGUAACAUUUGAAAAGAUAUGA
Stylonychia lemnae is the source of this 1932-nucleotide messenger RNA. Lineage: Eukaryota; Ciliophora; Spirotrichea; Sporadotrichida; Oxytrichidae. The record is from the annotation of a GenBank genome assembly.